AUAGAAUUUUAUUGUAUUUUAGGUAUACCAAUUGCUCAGCAACAUUUAAUAUGGCAGACUCAAGAGUUAGAAGAUGAAUUUUGCUUGCAGGAUUAUAGUAUAACAGAUGGUGCAACGCUGAAACUUGUUCUUGGAAUGAGAGGUGGCCCAAUCAAUACUAGAAGAGUGUCGGUAGAGAGCAGACAAAUUCAAGAUAUUUCUGAUUAUGUUGAAGGAAAUAGUGAUGAAAUCUCAGAAAGAUUAUCAAGUGGCCAACCAUUAACUGUCUUAGUGUUUCAUGAUGGUGACAAAGUACACAUGUACACUGUCAUUGACAGAACUGACAGCAAUAUUUCUCGUCUUUCUGGAUCAGUGAGUGAGACAUCCAUCAAAAACUUAACUGAUGAGGAGGUGGAUGAAGAGACUCUAGAAAGACGUAAAGAAAAUGAAAUAACCAGACAAAAAAUGGCCUUAUUACAGCAACAAAUGCAAUCUCUUUCCAUUAAAAAAACAUCUAGAAGAAAGGCGCAAGUUACUCCUGUAAUAAAAAGUAAAUCACCAACAUCCGAAAAAAUUCCAGAAAAUGUCAGUUUGGAUAAGCAUUUACGACUGCCUCCUCUAAAUCCUGAAAAUAAAACAGUAACUGUAAAUAUGUCCAACAGAAUUAAAAGUGAAUCAGAGAACUCCCAAGACAAAGAGAUUGUUGGUGAAUCUUGCAGACUGUUACCACUAGUUGGAGUAAAUAACUUGAAUUCUUCCAUUCGUAGUCAUAAAAGUUCCCAUAAAUUAGGCAGUGGUUUAUCUAGCCGUAUGGAAAAUAAGAGUUGUUCUUCCAGUUCAAAAGAAACUAAAAGUAAUUCUUCUUAUAUGCUCAACCCUAAUGACUCAGCUUCAUCUAAUUCUAAUACAAUGCAAGGCUUGAAACAAACCAUUAGCACUGAAUCUCUUCCUUAUCUUCCUCCAGCACCACAAUCUAAUGUUCAGUCUUUCAGAAAAUCAAAGAGAAACUUACUUAACUUCCAGCCUCAUAAUUCCACUAAAUUAUUGACAUUAAGGCCAUCUUAUAAAACCAUCAAAUGUUCGGUAACUGGUACACCUUCGAUGGCCAGUCGUCGAUUAUUGGAACUUGAUCAGUGGUUAAAUAGCAGGCCAAAAACUACACCAUCAAAAGAAGAUCAAAAUUAUAAUAUCAAAUGGGAUGUCAGAAUGACUUCACCUCUAAAAUUUGGAUCCAAAGAGAGAAAUUUACAAAAUUCUCAUCGUGUAGGAUUAGGUGCAUUAGUUGCUGCUGGAUUACGAGUAAUCAAAUCUCCAGAAGAGAAUGAAGCAUGCCAAUCUAAAUCUAAAGUGACAAAUAAACCGGAUAGCAGAGAGGGUGGUAGACCACGCUCGGGUCAGAAGCUCCCACCCUUGAAGGCAAAAAAGAAGUCGUGCAAAAGAUGUGCCUGGUGCAACAAGAAGACAGGACUGGCAACCAGCUACGUUUGCAGGUGCGGAAAGAAUUUCUGUGCCAGGCACAGAUAUGCCGAAGUGCACCACUGUUCUUACGACUAUAAGACGGAGGGGCGGCGGUUCCUGCAGCAGUCGAAUCCGGUGGUCACUGCUCCAAAAUUGCCUAAAAUUUGAAUAUUAAAACCAUGACUUUUUAUACCAUUUAUUAUUAGAAAGGCAAAUCAGAUUUUUUUAUACACAUGUACAUAAGGAAAUAUUUUCUUCUUAACUUUCCAGAAAUGGCAUCUUCCUUUUUGUACAGUGCCUUAAUGCGCUUUAUGCAUCAGGGAAAAUUUAAUCAUACAGAAACUAUGUGCAAUUCAUCUUUGCACAUGUCUAAAUUUCAAAAUUUGUAAAAUAAACUCAUUUUUACUAAA
Messenger RNA from Centruroides sculpturatus (bark scorpion), 1847 nucleotides. RefSeq lists its product as uncharacterized. Gene Ontology annotation, molecular function: zinc ion binding. NCBI's taxonomy places the organism in Eukaryota, Metazoa, Arthropoda, Arachnida, Scorpiones, Buthidae. The coding region runs from base 136 to 1605 and encodes 489 amino acids. The transcript is spliced from 8 exons. The record is from RefSeq and is a predicted model, not a curated record.